AGUAUUUUUGACAUGUCAGAGAGAGAUAUAGACAAUGAAAUCAAGAUUAUAAUUUCACACGCAUUUAAAAAUCUACGAAAUACUGUAUUUGUUUAUACCGUUUAAAAUUUUUUUUUGUUGGUAUAAAUACUCAAGUUAAUAAUGAACUUUAAUUUUAAAAUAAAUUAAAAUCAAAUGUUUUAUUUGUUUUGGUGCAGUUUUGUAAAAAGUGAAUUUCAUUGUGAAUCUUCAAUAAAUAUAUUGUGACGUUUAUUUAUUACUCAUCUGGAAGUAUCAGUCGACAAAAAAAAAAUUUUUUAAUCAUGGCUUUGACAAACGUUUUGUUGAUAAGUCAAGUUGCCGGAUAUGUCGUUGCUUCAAUACUGUCAUUAUGUAUAAUUGUUCCUAUGAGUCUUCAUCAGGAUGAAUUCAAAGGUCAUUGUCUUCUGUUCUCAACUGGAGUUUGGCAGGAAACAGACGGGCAAUUAGUUGUCAACUGGGGAUCACAAAUUUACUGCAACUAUACAAUAUUCGUAGGGUUAAUGCUUCUGAUAACAUCUUUGGUACAGAUAUAUCGUCUUUCAAUGUUAAUGUAUCAUGGAGAAGACAGUUCAUUUUUAUCAGCUUUUGUUGAUGUAGUCAGUUCAAUAUUUUUAGCAGCUGUAACUCUUAUUGCUGCAACAUUUAUAACUCUUGGUUUUAUGACUUGGUGUCAAUGCAUGUCCAAAAGAUUUCCAUCUUGUGAUCUAGCAGCUGGUAAUGAUAUUGAUAAAAAAGACAACAUCAAUACGUCGGGAUUUUAUAUUGAAUUAGGUGUCGCACAAUUUGGUGCUUGGAGCAGUCUCUCUGUCUGGGUCGGUCUGUCAGUAUUUGCUGUUUUAAAAUUACUUAAAUAUCAUCAGCUUGAAAACAUGAAAGUUUCUAUGUUUAGAGAGAGACAAAGAUUAAUUGAAGGCACGAGUAUAAGCCAACCGUACGAAAUAAAUUAAUUUAUUAUUUUUAAAACUAGCUCCAAAAAAAGAAUGAUACUGAAGUUAGCUGACAUGAAAUAAUUUUUAGAAGCUUUUUAAAACGAUAAAUUAUAAAAAAAAACAUUUGAAAAAAUUACACUUGUAGUUUUUUUAAUUUUCUACAUGUGCAUAUUUUCAUUUUUUUUUUUUUUGUUUUUUUUUUUUGUAAUUGAUUUGUUGGAAAAAAAAUCCGAAAAUUAUUAAUUGUCUGUCAGCUUCAGGAUCUAAAAAAAUAAUGUAUUAAAUAUACUCUCGGACAAUUUUAUUUGUUGGAAAAAUUUUUUCAAUACUGAUAUAAACAUAAUUUUUAAUAUAAGUUAAUACAUAUGUUUAAUAUUAAACAUAAUCUAUAGUUUGUAGUCAGUAUUAGACAUUUCUAUCAUAAGAAUUUGUUAAAUUUUAUAUUCAAAAUAAUUAUGAGCCAGUUGGAAAAAAGAAAAGUAAUGUACAUAUCAUAAAAAAUAUCUUACCAAUUAUUUAAUUAAACUCACUAAUUAAUUCACAAUAUUUAUGUAUAUAUAUAUAUGUUAAAAAAAAAAAUAUUUUAUUGUUUAAGUUAAUUAAAAUUAUAAAUAAAAAUAUAUUUUUGUUUUAUAUAAAUAUAAAUUUUUAUUGGCUAAAUAAAUAUUAUAAAUAAUAAUCAAUAACAUGUUAAAAAAAAUAAACAAAUUUAUAUAAAAUAUAUAAUAUUAAGGUGACUCAAAAAACCAACUUUUUUUUAUUUCGAGUCUCAUAUGAAAAUUUGUUAGCUUAAUGUUUUAAGAACCCUCUCCAAAAAUCAGCUCAAUACAAAAUUUUUAAGUGGUCGCUCGAAAAAUUUGGCAAUUCCAAAAAUGAUUCACAUUCGGAUUUUUUUUUAAAUUUUUUCUUUCUGGCAGAAAUAAUUUCCAUCUGUAAAAUCAAUACCAUGCUGAAAAUUUUAGUCCAAAAUGUAGAUUUUUAAGCGUCGUUCAAGAAUUUUGAAUAUUAACUCGUAAUAUGUAACUAAUACUUCGAAUUAAUUUUUGAAUUUUUUUAUAACUCAAUUAUUAUCACUUCACUAAAAUGUAACUUUUGCGUAACCGAAAAUAUACUAGACAGUCUUAAACAAUAAAAUUGAGUAUGAUUUGAAUAACAGUAAGAACCUAAAAAGAGAAUUAAAAUAUAAAAAGUAAGUAAAUAACUCAUUUUUUCUGUGUCGGGUUCUAUUUUUAUUUAUCAUGAUAUAAAUUGAUGGUGAAAAAAUUGAGAUGCUUUAAUAUUAACAUUCAAGGAUCGCUCGAAAACGUCAAAAGAGAGCACUCGGAAACGUUCAAAGUUCUUGAGCUUCGGUAAAUUAUUUAAAUUUCGAGUUGAAAUUUUCAGUAUAUUAUUUUACAGAUAUAAACUAUUGCUGUCACGAGAAAGGAAAAAAUUAGAAAAAAAAUCCGAAUUUCAAUCAUUUUUUGAAUUUUAAAAAUUUGUGAGCGACCUCUUAAAAAAUUUUUAUUGAGCUGAUUUUUGGAGAGUUCUGAAACCAACAAAUUUUCAUAUGAAACUUGGAAAAAAAAAAAAAAAUCGAUUUUUUUCGGUCACCCUGUUAUAUAUAUUAAUGAGUAGUGUUUAGAUUAAAGAGGUUUUUUGCAAACACCGAGAGAAUUUCUGCGACUGCCAGGAGGGCAAGAAAUUUGCGGCACAUUUAUGAUAACAAACGGCGCAGCAUCUGUCGAUAUACAUUGAAUUUCAUAAGUAGUUUCAUUAACACCAAGUACUCCAUCAGGUGCACAAGGACCGCCUUUAGUUCGUAAAUAAUAACAAACUCCAUUAUAAUUGACUAAACCAUCUUCACCGCAAGGAUUAACUUUGCACUUUGGUACAACGUCGUCUGAAGGCAGUACAACAUACUCGCCUUUAUCACACGGGCCUUGUCUGUAGGCUUCAUGACACCUGUGACUCAAUGGAAAGUAAAGAAAUCUAGGUCUACAAUCACAGAUCCACACACUUUUAUUACCAGCUCCUGGAUAAAGUAACAUAUUCUCUGGACAUUUGUCCGGAAUAUAAACUGGUAUUCGUUCUGUUACCUAUUGAAUAUAAAAAAAAAAAAUUAAUUAAUUUUAAUUAAUUAUUUUACUACUGAUAGAUUUAACAUUACAUACCGUAGCUAUAUUUCCACUAAUGUGCGACGUCUCUUCGUCAGUUGGAAAAUAAAUGUCUUGACAAUUACACAUUGCAAUGAUCAUAAAAAUACUUGAUAAAUAAAUAAACAUCUUGGUAAAAGAAAAAAA
Microplitis mediator is the source of this 3232-nucleotide messenger RNA. Its product is annotated as transmembrane protein 179. The transcript has 2 exons. The coding region runs from base 303 to 968 and encodes 221 amino acids. NCBI's taxonomy places the organism in Eukaryota, Metazoa, Arthropoda, Insecta, Hymenoptera, Braconidae. The record is from RefSeq and is a predicted model, not a curated record.